Scylla paramamosain (green mud crab) is the source of this 4902-nucleotide messenger RNA. RefSeq lists its product as uncharacterized. Bases 3873 to 4394 code for a protein of 173 amino acids. NCBI's taxonomy places the organism in Eukaryota, Metazoa, Arthropoda, Malacostraca, Decapoda, Portunidae. The transcript is spliced from 5 exons. The record is from RefSeq and is a predicted model, not a curated record.
UCUCACCUUCUCUCAUCCUCCCCGCUCCUUCUUUCCUCACCCUUGUAAAUAAGCAAGGUAAAAUAAUAAUAAUAAUAAUAAUACGCACAGGAUGGUUAUAUAUUUUCAACUUUUGGAUUUAAGAAGCUAGUACAUUCCGGUUGGUAAUAUUAGCUCUCUGUGGAAUCAUCAGUUACUAUAGCGGGGUUUGCAAAGAUAGCAUAAGUAAAUGAGACAAAGAAAAAAAAAUGAAGAUAAAGUAAGUAAACAAUUAGAUCUAAGAAUAACUGAAUAAAUGAAUGAGUGAAUUAAUAGAUUAAUAAAUAAAUAAUCAAACAGAAAGUUCAUUAUACACUAUUAUUAAGAGAUUAAUGGUGAUUCCUCUAACGAUCUCUAUUUGCCGACCAAAGCUGACACAACUCCAUAGCACCCAGACACGCCCCAACACUAAUACACUUCACUACACCCUGACACCCUAACACAUAAUGAAGCACCCUACAACACACCCUAACACAUAAAAGUACACCUAUUAACACACCGUAACAUACCCUGACACGCCAUAAUACACCCUAACACACCCUAACGAACCCGGAUACAUACUAACAUAAGAGAACACAUUAAAAAAACACCUUUAAACACACCAUAACAUUAUGAUACACCUUAACACACCCUAACGUAUCUCAACACACCCUGCUCCUAUCACCCUAACCACCAUGACAUUUAAAUCACCUGGUGGCCGUAUUCUGAAACGCUUUACUCUCUCUCUCUCUCUCUCUCUCUCUCUCACCGCAACUAUUUUCAAAAGGCCACAGAGAUGACUAGCCGGGUUCCCACGCGUGUUUCUCCUGUUCAUAAGGCAGAAAUCUCAUUAAUCUAUCACUGGAACCACAAAAAGCGCAUUUAGAACCCGUGUAGCUUAAUCUAGAGCAACUGGAAUGAACGUAAUAGUGCGGCGCAGAAGUGUUUCAAAAUAUGAUCCCUGUGGCAUCCUGCAGGGCGAGGACAAGGGGUUAGUGUUAUCUAGGAGGCCUGUGGACACUCGCUUCUAGUUAGCACCGGCCCGUCUCUCUACCCCGCCGCCCUAUGUGUGAUAAGAUAGUGCCAACAUACCUCCAGGCACACGUACGAGAGAGAGAGAGAGAGAGAGAGAGAGAGAGAGAGAGAGAGAGAGAGAGAGAGAGAGAGAGAGAUCCGUUUUCUACAAGUAUAUUUGAUUGUGUUUUUGUUUAUUUUAAUUUAUAUUUAUAGUAGCGUCAGUCAGCUUGCUAAUCUAUCUAUCUAUCUAUCUAUCUAUCUAUUUUGUAUAUGCGAUUGGAUUCUCCUGCUUUCUUUCGAGUUUGUCAAUCGGAUUUAAUUCACCGUAUCGUCACUCAUUUGUUUUGUGUGCUGAGUACAUUGUUUGUGGAAUGCUUAUCACUGGAUUGCACAAAGAAAGGAAAAGAAAGAAGAGGGGGAAGAAGGGGAGGAGGGGAGAGAGGGAGCGGAGACAGUAAAGGUGUGGAUGGAGAGAGAGAGAGAGAGAGAGAGAGAGAGAGAGAGAGAGAGAGAGAGAGAGAGAGAGAGAGAGAGAGAGAGAGAGGAGCAGGGUAGAGAUAAAGACAAUGUUGUAACAGGUGGAUGCAUUGUGAAUUAGUUAUCAGUCACGCCUCUAUAUAAACACAGUUAUCAUCACCGCAGCCACAGUGCCUCGCUUCUUCCACCAGAUCCACGCGGGAGCUGUUUUGAGCCACUCUCCUGCCUCGGGUGCGUCUCGGCGCGCCCAGGUAACUCCCAGUGCCCAGGUACAGUGCAAGAGAGAGGAUGACACUUAUUGGUAAUUAAUGUUGGUAAGGCUCAACACACACACACACGCACACAUACACACACACACACACACACUCUCUCUCUCUCUCUCUCUCUCUCUCUCUCUCUCUCUCUCUCUCUCUCUCUCUCUCUCUCUCCAACAAUUUCUACCAGAGCUUGUUAAAAUCCCUCUAGAAGUAUGAAAUUCUUAUAACUUCCACUAGAGCCUGUUGAACUAUCAUUAGAAGCAUGGAAACUCACUUGAAAACUCCCAUAACUUCUACUAAACCCUGUGAAAUUAGCAGUAGAAGCAUGAAAACAUAAUUGAAAAUCCCAGUAAUUUCCUUUAGAGCCUGUUAGAAGUCGAGAUAAGACGCUGAAGUGUGUGAGAAUACAGUGUUGGCAAUUGGCAUGAUUACUGGACGGAGAUGAACAAGUAAAGCGUAACGCAGAAAUAACGCAAAAUCAAUCGCCAUUCCCUCAGUCGCCUGAACCAUUCGGUCAAAUUAUAUGAAGCAUUGAUUUGUUCGCCUGGCUCAGUCGACUGCGGGCUGGUCUGUCUCCACACGCCGCGCAACCUCAGCUAUCCAUCAGUGAUUAUCAAGCUUUCCUCAGGCAUCGGAGAAUUCCUUUUCAUAACCCAGGAACAACAACCUGAAGAACAUAAAAAAGUACUAUAUAAAAUGUGGAUGAAAAGAGGAAACAAAAGAAGACAAAUGAUACAAUAAAACAUCAAGCAAAACCAGAAGAAUAAUUAAGGAGAUGUCGAUACAAAAACUGUAGCUCCGCAUCUGCAUCUUCAUCUACAUUUAUCUCUCAGUUUAAUGGUUGAUGUAUUUUCACUGAUUAUGUUGUUGCGUGACAUUAUAGUGCAUUGGGUUAGGCACGGUCCGGUUAGGUUAGAUUAAUUUUGAAAGGAGCAGGAAAGGAAGGAUAAGAAAGAACAUGAAAUAAAUCGGUGAACAGGCGGGUGUGAGGGCCGGAGCUGCGCCGCGUCCCCCGUCAGCGUUCUGUCCCGCUGUCUCUCAAGUACUUCGAAUGAAAUCUACAUUUAUAGUUUGUUCGUUUUACUUGGGAUGCUUAGGGUCGGCAAGGCUGCAGAGAGAGAGAGAGAGAGAGAGAGAGAGAGAGAGAGAGAGAGAGAGAGAGAGAGAGAUUUUGCUCGCGUCUUGUAGCCUAAUAUUCUUAAUGUAAUCAUGUUUCUCGAUUUUCUAUAAUUUCUAUUUAUUUCUUUUUAUAAAUUAGUUUUCCAUUCUGUAGACUUUUUCUAUUUAUCUCAUUUAUCUACUUAUUUUUUUUGGUUUGCAAGAUGUGAAUGUUUACAGUGCCAUUGUAAUUAGUGACUGAAAAAAAAAAAAACUUAAAAUUUCUCUCGUUCAGUUCUAUAAAUGGUUUCUUACGUUCCAGAACAUUAUAAUUUAUGUAACGUGCCACAGUUGUUUGGGAGAAAUGGAAACGUAACCAAUCACUUAGCUUAUGUAACAAUUACACAACCACACGUGUUCGAGCCUCUGAGAGAUGCUCAAACCAGAGUCGGAGAGAGUUCAUGAGCUCAGUUCGCGGAAAUACUUUGAAGGGUGAGGGUGUUCGCGUGUGUGCCGCUGGGAGUCCCUUAUUACGAAGUGUUCCUCCACCUGUGCGUCUCGGGAGCUUUGUGAAAGCCACCACGCCGCGGAGAGAGGGAGGCACCACCACCACCACUACCUCCACCUCCUCCUCCUCCUCCACAAAUAUGCAGUAUAUAAAGACUGGGGUGCUGAGGUGAAGCUCCUGAAGACCACUACAGCUACUCCAUCUCUCCCACACACACCCUGGCUUCCUCCCCCGUGGGUGUGCCAUAGCAGCAAGUCCUGGGAAGGCUGAUGCAGUCCACCACCCACAUUCCUCAAGUUUCACACUACCUUCACACUAUCUAAAUAGUGUCAAGGAUAAUAACCUUGUGAUUUAAAAGGACUUCAGGAAUUAGGACUAUUUUAGUACCAAAAAAUAGCAUCUGGUGAAUUUCCAGUACUCAGGUAUUGGGUGAAGGAAGGAGCAAGGUUUGGGCAAGUGUGUCCAGUAGGCCUGUGCACUGGUAGGCUGAGCACAAAGUUUCCUGUGGUGGUCUGAACAUGGCAGUGCGUCUCCUCAGUGCUGCUGAGCCCUACUUGUAUGUCACAAAUGCAGUUGCUUUUCCACUUGUGGGUCCUCCGAAAAAAGGCGACUCUGACCCAGUCGUGCUGACCUCUAUUUCACUGGCGGUGACUGUUGGGAUCCUGCUGCAGUAUUAUCUUGAUGCCAAAGUGUCAGGCAGGAGCCUGGCAGAGGAGCAGGUGGAGGUGUAUGAGGCGGUGGCAGAGAAGCUACACACUCAGUUUGAUCUGGACGGGCGGGCGUGUGUCCUCAGGUUCAUCUGUGAGCUGCAGCAAGGACAGCUGGGGCACAGCACCGUGGCAGGAAAGAUCCUGACUGUGCUGUUCACACCUCACACCCUGAAGACAGAGGGCCAGCCGUACCUCGCCGCCAAGGGUCUGGGCCGCAGGAAGGAUGCUGCGUGUGCCUCCCAUUACAGCUCCUGCCCCCACAGUGUCUUCCUCUACUUUGAGACACUCAGGAACCUCACCACCACAAACCCACACAACAGACAUUCCUGAGCAACCUUUACCGUCAGCAGUGCCCCAGAUAACUUCACUACCAGUAACCAACAGCCCAGACAGUUCUUUCUGCCCUCAUGCCCAGAGCACCUUCACCACUCAGCACUUCUGACACUCCUGAGUACCCUCAUAUCUCUACUCCCAUGCCCACAACAGCUUCACCACUUCCUCACAGCCCAGCGGUCUCCAUGCUAUCUUGUCAUCACUUGUCAUUCUUUCAAAGUAUCGUAGGCAAAGUUUUGGUUCUUAUCUCCAGCCUGUACCUCUAGUCAGUUUUUUGUGGAUUAAGAGUAGGUUCUGGAAUAUUGGAGAAUACAUGAGAACAUAUACCACAAGACCUGUCAGUCUAUAAGAAGGCCAUCUGUUUGUCUGUUUACUAAUACUAGUGAACUACAUGUGGAAGAACAGGGUAGAUACCGAACAAGGCUGUGAAUGUGCUAGUUUCUGGUGUUUUCCUCAUAAAAGUCAACUUGUUUUGAUACUGAAACAUUGCAUAUAUAUAUAUAUA